Molecule: messenger RNA, 567 nt
Organism: Seminavis robusta
Lineage: Eukaryota; Bacillariophyta; Bacillariophyceae; Naviculales; Naviculaceae
Source: the annotation of a GenBank genome assembly
AUGAAUACUGCUGCUACGGCCACAAGUGGCGCGGCCAUCCCUUCCGCAGUGAACGACCACGAGACCGAUCACGAACCUCACAAGAGAAUGGGAACCCAUCACAUGCCAAUGUCCAAUGCCUGCCACCAGUGCUCCUUUACCGAAGAGAUUCGACACGAUAUUGAACCACUGCCGUCAACACGACGAGGGCGCACCAUCAGCCAGUCACAACCGGGAGCCUACAAUAUAAGUGUCCCCGCAAGUCUCCGAGGGCCGCGGUCGGUACGACAGCCACGGAACGAACAAGGAGUAACCUUUGCGGGUACUAGUACUGAUCCCAUCAUAUCGGAAGCAACCGUCGUAGAUGACGAAGAGGCCCAGCAAGCCGAGUGCACAAGAACCACCUGCAGACAGAGAACCGAUGUGGUGCUGGAUGCCAAAAUCCUCCACAGCGGAACACAACGGGCACCAUCCCCCGUCAGCCGAACAAGCGUGCUUCUGAUUGCUGCAUGGUGUGAUCCUUGUGUGUUCGCUGCUAUCUGCCAUUUUACUGGGAGUGUCUUCUUCAUCCUCAUCAUCCAACCCUGA